Messenger RNA from Blastomyces dermatitidis ER-3, 2818 nucleotides. RefSeq lists its product as uncharacterized. The record is from RefSeq and is a predicted model, not a curated record. Bases 909 to 2375 code for a protein of 488 amino acids. The transcript is spliced from 4 exons. Gene Ontology annotation, molecular function: zinc ion binding. Lineage: Eukaryota; Fungi; Ascomycota; Eurotiomycetes; Onygenales; Ajellomycetaceae.
UGCAAGCAAACUCCUUUUUUCUUUCUUUUCUUCCUUUUAAUCUUCCUUUGCUCUCUUCAUUAGUUACGCAGUAACUAUUCAUGAUGGAUAGAUCAAUUCGAACAUUUACAUGGUAAGAUUACUCCUUAUUAUCUUUGUUCCCUGGAGGAAUCUUUUUUGAUGCCUGAUGAAAAAGCGGAUUUAACAAUGGCUGCUGGCCCUGCGCAUCUGUCCACGACAACAGCACGACAACAACAGGGGCAGACGCGACGCCCAGAGCAGCGCCUGAAUGGUAGAGCAACAGAGGAGAGUUGGAGAAAUUGUUCUUCCUUUGUCUAUGGAUUUGACUGUCUAAUAAAAAGCUAUUUGAUAUUCCACCGAUAAAUUUUCCCAUUCCCAUAUUCCCAUAUUUUUAGUUUUUACGACUAAGAACAGAAUAUUAAUACCUACAAACAAGCGUCGAAAGAUCCAAAUGUUGGUAAUUCAGUAUUAACCGGCAAUAAUAACUGGGUUUCAAAGCACUCAAAUGUUACUCGCUGCAUCCCGAUCUUCUGAACUCGGAAACCUCAUCCCGCGAUAAAUCUAUUUAUUAGUGUGCUCCCAGAGUUAAAGUACGGUCCUCCUGCUGAUGUGUUGCUGCAUUCUAUUAUUUACUACACUGAGUAUUUAGUUUAUCGUGUAACAGGAUAUCAAGCUCCUUUAGAGUUAAGCUAAAGUUCCCCAUUGCAUGUUCCCAUGGUGACCACCACACAUCAACAAACGGCCGACGAUAUGACUUCCGCCCAUCGCCAGUCUUCUUCUUGUUUGAAUUUAUAUAUAUAUUUAUUCUCAGCACGCGACUUUUGUCGGGCGAAGACUUGAGAAUAACGGGAUAGCUGGAACUUACCCGGUUCACCCUCCCCCCCUUUUGGAACCACACCACCAACCAAAUGCAUGAUGCGCCCAUAAAAAAAGAAAAGAAAAGAAAAAAGAAAAUGUUCUCCCGCCAUAAUAAUAAUCCCCCCAGCACCCCGUCAUCCCGAGAGAGGAAUAGUAUCCAACCGGCCACCACCCCGCGGGGUUUCUCCACCCCAAGCCGCUCAACCGCCAUCCCACUCCGCGGACUAUUCGCCAACGGUACAUGGCAUUGUAACUGUGAGCCGCGCCGGCAGGCAGAUCACUUUGAGACGAAGAAUGGGGGCAGGAAUCAUGGGCGGUGGUUUUACACAUGUCCGAAGCCGCAGGGGAAACGGUGCAAUUUUUUCCUAUGGGAGGACGAAGCGGAGAUUAGGGAGAGAGAUAUGGCGAAAGUGUUAAAGGGGGCAGGGACGGGAGCGGCUGGCGGCCGUUCCACCAAUAGGACACCGUCGCGACCUUUGGCACAGGCCUCGAUCGAUGCUAGGACCGGGUUACUGACCCCCAACACCGGGACGAGGAAGAGGGCUCGUGAUUAUGAGCAGGGUUAUGGCUAUGGACUAACUAGUGUGAGCGAGAUGGGAUCGCCGAGUAAGAAGAGUAGGAUGGAGGAUGUGGUGGUUAAACGAGAGGAGGAAAGAAAGGACGAUGAUACUGAUGAUGACUCGUUUGGUUGGGAUGAGGAUAUAGAGGGGAGCGUUGUGGAGCAGUUGGCUCCUCGGGAGGAUUCACACCUGGAGCAGCAGCGGCAGAAGCAGGGGAAGGGACAGGGUAUUUUUCAGCCUGGUACGCGACGAAAAAGCCCUGGGUGGUUUCGAGAUGGGAGGGGUUUAUUUGUGAGCGAAGAUGAGGAUGAAGGUGUCCGUGAUGAUGGCGAGGAUGGCAGUCCGCAUGGCCAGCGUGAUACAGAUCCAGCCGGGCUGGAUGGCCCUUUUUUUCCCACACCUUCAUCCAGAGUAUUUCGCCCGUACCACUCGCCUUCCGCAUCCUUAUCCCGAUUCUCAACCCCGCAAACCACGCGCAGCACUCUUACAUACGGACAAGAUACCGCAACAACCUCAUCUCGCACCACGGUAGUAGACCCCUUUGAUCUUGACCCUCCGCAAACACCAACGCCAAUCCGCUUUAACUCCUUCCCGCUCCUUCGCCGCGAUAAUCAACAAGAACCCCACGGCACCGCCCCGCCCAUCAUAUCUUCUACAACCACAACCACAUCCACCACCAGCCCCCAAAAGACCGGCACAAUCGUUUCCAAUACCCUCGCCCUCCUCUCCAAGCACAAUAUUCACAUGCCUCCCGCCGCGAAACGAGAACUUGUCGGAUUGCUGAACGCAGAAUACCUUCACACGCAGUCCAUUAUCAAGGGAAGGGAUGCCACAUCUGCCGCCGUGCGCAAUAGGGAUGUGCAGAUACAGGCGCUGAGGGGGAGGAUUGAGUUAUUGGAGGCGGAGAGGGAAGGGUUCAGGCUUGGGAGGCGGAGUAGGGAUUUCGGCGAGAUUUGAUGUGCUAGAAGGGGUGGAGGAGAAGGAAGAGGGAUAGGAUUUUAAAGGACACGUGUGCGAUUAUACUUAUUGUAUUUUUUUCUUUUUCUUUUUUCUUCUUGGACCCUCCUGAUGCCCUAUACUGUUGGAAUUCGGCCUUACGUAUAUAGGUUUUGUGUGCUUAUUUUUGCUUGGAGUGAGUUGGACGGCUUUGGUGAUCCUCCGCCCGCCGUUUGCUGCAGUUGGGGGUUUCAAGAUUUUGGAAAUACCUAAUUUCUAUACUACAUAUUAUACAUAUAUUGUGUGGGAAUCUCUGCAUCAAUUCUACUGUGACUAUCGUGUUUUCUAGUAUUAUUCACAUCUUGUCUGAUGUACAUUAGUUUCAGGAACGAUUGAUAAGAUAAGGCACGUGAUCUACAAGCUCUCAAAAUUCUCUCACCCGCUAGCAGCUUGAAGGUUAUAAC